CUGACCUCACGAUUAGCUAUAUAUUGUGGCCAGCGGUUCGCCUGAGCUGCAUCUUCGCUCCCGCGGCUGGCUGGACGGAAGAGACCCGCAAAGUUAGGACCAUGGUGUGCCGGACACUUCUCGCCGUGUUUGCCCUUGUGGCAGCGGCUCAAGGACAGAGUUGCGUCUUCCCGUUCACGUAUCAUGGCGGCGUCUUCAACAGCUGCACGUCUGUUGACUCCGAUGUGGCGUGGUGCUCCACAGACGCCGUGUACGUAGGGAACUACAUCAACUGCGACGAACGCUACUGCUCGUUCCCGUUCACGUAUCACGGGAUGACGUUCACGACCUGCACCAUGUAUGACGACGACCGCCCCUGGUGCUCCAUCGAUCCACAGUACGGGUCGGACCACGUGUACUGCAGCGACGGCGCAGCGGUGCUCAGCGUGGACACAGAAGUUGACAAACCAGCUGGAUGCCACUUUCCGUUUGUGUACAAUGGUGUGACCUACACCACCUGCACCGUGAUGGACAGCAGCGACCCCUGGUGUUCCCUGGACCAUGUGUAUGACGGCGACUGGGCCUGGUGUACCGAAGGGGACUGCGUCUUCCCGUUCGAGUACAACAACCAGACGUACGACUCGUGUACCCUGGACGGCACAGGCGACUUCCCCUGGUGCUCCAUGACGCCUGUGUUUGAAGACAAUUGGGUGUACUGCGAGGGCGGUGGGUGCGGCGGUACAUUGAAGGACGCCCAGGGACGAGUGGAGUCGCCCAACUAUCCUGUCGGUUACCCUGACAACCAGGACUGCAAAUGGCUCAUCCAGCCGCGUGGAGGCCUUGCCUCGGUCAGCUUCGGCGACUUCUCUCUGGAGGCCAGCGGUAGCCUGUUCUCCACCUGUCCGUUUGACUAUGUCCAAGUCACUGCAUUGGACGGAACAGACACCGGCCAGCACUGCGGUACAGAUCCCCCUGCAAACGUCACCUCUCAUACAGACAUUACCAUCCAGUUUGUGUCGGACUCCAGCAUCAACAGUCGCGGGUUCUAUUUCUACUACACAGUGGAGGGCGGCGCGCCCGGGACACAGGCGUGUGGAGGAGAACUGACGGGGACCAGCGGCGAGGUCCAGUCUCCCGGCUUCCCGGCGCACUACGACAACAACGUGGACUGUAUAUGGACCCUGCCUCCCCGUGAAGGGACCAGCGUCACACUCACCUUCGCAGAGUUCACCCUGGAGCACGUGGAGGAACACGAGCUGGGGCAGUACUCAGGCUGUAUCUACGACUUCGUGGAGAUCUUCGACGGUCCGACUCGCCUCGGCCGGUGGUGUGGGGAGAAGGCUCCAGAUCCAGUCACCUCCACUAACGGACUAAAGAUCCGCUUCAAGACGGACGACCAUACAGUGGAUUCCGGAUUCAAGUUCUCCUAUCAGUACAGCGCCUGAAUAAGCAGAGGUGGACUUUCCAAAGUGAACCCAGAUUCGACCAUGACUUGGUGCGUCUUUGAUCCUGUCUGAUGGAGAUUUGUGAUGUAUUAAAUGGUGGAAUAUAGAACAGUUGAUAU
This is a messenger RNA of Branchiostoma floridae (Florida lancelet), 1543 nucleotides long. RefSeq names its product CUB domain-containing protein 2-like. Lineage: Eukaryota; Metazoa; Chordata; Leptocardii; Amphioxiformes; Branchiostomatidae. The record is from RefSeq and is a predicted model, not a curated record. The coding region runs from base 102 to 1424 and encodes 440 amino acids. The transcript is spliced from 11 exons.